GUGGGUGGGUGCGAGCACGGGGGUUCCGUGCGCGCCGCCGCCAUGCGGGAGCGGAGGCCGGCACCGGCCGCACCGGCCCGGUGCAAGCUGGUGCUGGUGGGUGACGUGCAGUGCGGCAAGACGGCCAUGCUGCAGGUGCUGGCCAAGGAUUGCUACCCCGAGACGUACGUGCCCACCGUGUUUGAGAACUACACGGCGUGUCUGGCCAGCGAGGAGCAGCGGGUGGAACUGAGCCUCUGGGACACCUCCGGCUCUCCCUACUAUGACAACGUGCGGCCCCUGUGCUACAGCGACUCGGACGCCGUCCUGCUCUGCUUCGACGUCAGCCGCCCCGAGACCCUCGACAGCGCGGCCAAGAAGUGGAAGACAGAAAUCCUGGAUUAUUGCCCCAACACGCGGGUGCUGCUCAUCGGCUGCAAGACGGACCUGAGGACAGACCUGAGCACGCUGCUGGAGCUCUCGCACCAGAAACAGGCGCCCAUCUCCUACGAGCAGGGCUGCGCGGCCGCCCGGCAGCUGGGAGCCGAGGCUUACCUGGAGUGCUCGGCGUUCACGUCGGAGAAGAGCGUGCACAGCAUCUUCCGGAGCGUGUCCGGGCUGUGCCUGAGCAGGGCCCCCCCGGCGCCGCCCCGCAGCCCCCCCCGCGGCCUCUCCAAGCGGCUCCUGCACCUCCCCAGCCGCUCCGAGCUCAUCUCCUCCACCUUCAAGAAGGAAAAGGCAAAAAGCUGCUCCGUCAUGUGAGGGGGGGACAAGGGAAUGGACCCCCCCCGACCCGCCCCCGACUCGCACCCACCUGUGGGAACCCCCCCGGAAUGGGGUGAGGGGCUGGGCAGGGGUUUGGGGUCCCCCCCCCAGUAAAGGGGGGAUGCCCUUGCCUGGCACCGCUGCCCUGCCAGCCCCACAGCCUGGGGGGCUGCCCCCCGUGGGAGGGGGGUCUGGGGGUGGAUUCACCCGGUUUUCAACCCUGAGGGGGUCCCUGGGGGGUUUGGGGUGCUCAGACCCUCAGAGAGAUCAACCCAGAGGGGUCCCUGGGGGGUUUGGGGUCACAAAACCCUGGGGACAUGAACCCUAGGGGGGUCCUUGGGGGGUUUGGGGUGCUCAGACCCUCAGA
Molecule: messenger RNA, 1111 nt
Organism: Passer montanus (Eurasian tree sparrow)
Lineage: Eukaryota; Metazoa; Chordata; Aves; Passeriformes; Passeridae
Gene: RND1
Product: Rho family GTPase 1
Exons: 5
Coding region: 43-741 (232 amino acids)
Biological process (GO): small GTPase-mediated signal transduction
Molecular function (GO): GTP binding; GTPase activity
Source: RefSeq, a predicted model, not a curated record